AUGAAGCUAUUCGUUACCCUUUCCCUUGCUUUGAGCUCCUCGCUGGCGACUGCCUCAAAGUGCCGCCCCAGCUCGAGUUCGUCAGACUUAAUCUCGAGUACAUCAACCCUGACUUCGAAUUCAUACCCGAUUUCGACUUUGUCGACCGUGGCUUCAAAUUCAUCAACACUGGACUCAACUUCAUCAGCCUUGGCUUCCAGUUCUUCAGACCUAACUACAAGUCCAUCAACACUGGCUUCAAGUUCAUCUGAGUUGGUUUCAAGUUCAUCUGAGUUGACUUCGACGUCGUCCGACCUCACUUCGAGCUCAUCAACACUGACUUCGAGUUCAUCUGAGUUGACUUCGAGCUUCUCAAUCCCAACUUCGACGUCGUCUGACCUCACUUCGAGUUCAUCAACCGCGACACCAAUUACAACUGUAGACGCCUGUCUACAAGGCCUUGAAGCAGCAUCGGGCACACCAGCCUUGACCAGUCGACUCGCCGACUGCAGCUCCUAUAAUGUCGUCACUGUGACUCCGGUCGCCGUUACCACCACCACGUUCUCUGGCACGCUCCAAAUCCGUAUCCCGACCGGCCGCAUGAUGAGGCGGGACAUCAGCAGCAGUGAGACGAGCACGGAAACGACAGUGCUCCCGACCUACAAGCCCGAAUACGCGACGUACUGCUCCGACGCGGAUGCCUAUUACAGUGCCUGCUCCGAGGCCGGUAUCAGCGCUUCGACAACGACCUUGGUCGCUACGACGACCACCGAGACUAACACCGAGGCCUCAUGUGUUGUGCGAAGAAUGGUCAUGGCGGGAGGCGAGGCGAUGGGUUAUGAAUUCGAGCCCGGCUGGGACAGGCAUGUUUUUGCCGGCGUCGCCCUGAACUAG
Molecule: messenger RNA, 873 nt
Organism: Pestalotiopsis fici W106-1
Lineage: Eukaryota; Fungi; Ascomycota; Sordariomycetes; Amphisphaeriales; Sporocadaceae
Exons: 2
Coding region: 1-873 (290 amino acids)
Source: RefSeq, a predicted model, not a curated record